UGCUGCGCCGCUGAUGGUAGGGGAAAGACAGGGCAAUAGCGUACUGAAUGCUGUGUGCCACUGAAGCCGUCGAUGCUUCAUACCUCGCGAGGUCUGUCCCGCCAGCGUGCUGUCCGACUGGCAGGGCGAGUGUUCCAUUCAGUGUCCUGAGGCUGGUGCAGACUGGACGCAGUGACUAGCUCUCUUACGCCUUUACACAGCUUCACUGUUUUAUACUUAGUUUGUGGUGUGUUUUAUUCAUACUGAGACAACAGAAUGGUGUAUAGGUGAAUAACACCAUUUCAGCGCAACUACCUGAACAUUUGCUCAAGAUUAAUGUGCCUUCAGGAACUGUGAUAUAUUUUAUAUUUUCUAAAUCUGAAGAAGUGCCGAAGUAGUCAUGCCUGUCGAAGUGGAAAUUGAUCAGACUCUGGCCUUGUCGGAAAGACGGAGUCACUUUCAGUCACAGCAGUCAACAGUUGCAAGCCGUCGGCAACAGGCAGUGUGUGUACGGCGUGCGUACAAGCAUUACGGCACCAAGAAGAUGCGGCACAUCGUACUGGAAGGUCUCAACAUGACCGUCUCCAAAGGAGCCAUAUAUGGUUUGCUUGGUGCUAGUGGCUGUGGGAAGACAACACUUCUCAGUUGUAUUGUUGGUCGGAGAAAACUCAACUCUGGUGAUAUCUGGGUGCUGGGUGGCAAACCAGGUUCUAAGGGCAGUGGCGUGCCUGGCCCCAGAAUAGGAUACAUGCCACAGGAGUUAUCUUUAUAUGUUGAGUUCACCAUACGAGAAACAUUCUUGUACUUUGGAUGGGUCAAUGGAAUGACGACUGAAGAAAUUGAUGAAAAGAUACAUUUCUUGCUGAAAUUCCUUCAACUUCCAUCAGCAAAUCGUUUCGUCAAGACUCUUAGUGGAGGACAACAGAGGCGAGUCUCCCUUGCAGCAGCCCUGGUGCACAGUCCUGAACUACUCAUCCUCGAUGAGCCAACAGUUGGUGUGGACCCAGUGCUCAGGCAGAACAUCUGGGAAUACCUGAUAGAUUUAUCAAAGACUAAGAAGACAACAAUCAUCAUCACUACCCAUUAUAUUGAUGAGACCCGGCAGGCUAAUAUGAUUGGAUUGAUGAGGGGUGGCAAAUUCCUUGCUGAGCAGCCUCCGGAGGACCUGUUGGCAGCUCACAUGUGUGACACACUUGAAGAUGUAUUCCUCAAACUAAGCAAGUUGCAAAACCAGGGCAAGCGCCGUCGUAGCAGCUACAUGCUGGAAGUAAUGGGGCCACCAACACCAGAAGAGGGACCAUCAGCAUUUGAUACAACUUCAGAAAUCAGUGGUGAAUAUGGAGACAACAUAAGUCUCUCCAGCAAAGAUGUGAAUCCGGUGACCAGCACUGAACCAGAUCUGCCUCCAGAGGAAGGGGGAAAAUGGGGCCUGAUGGAUUAUCUCAAGUUCCUAUCCAUACAUAGAAUGAAGGCUGUAAUAUGGAAGGACUUCUUGUGGAUGUGGAGAAAUGUUCCCGUGAUGCUCUUCAUCAUAGGGCUCCCAGUGGUACAGAUAAUCCUGUUCUGCCUGACUAUUGGCCGUGAUCCUAAGAACCUGCACUUGGCCUAUGUGAACGAUGAGCUGAACUUCACAACAGACUGCAUGCCUAUAGAGGGAUGCAGUUAUGACCUCCUGAGCUGUCAGUACUUGGAUUCUCUAAGGACAAGGACAAUCAUAUUAGAUCGGUUUGAGUUUGAGGAAGAGUCCCUGGAGGCUGUGCAGAAAGGCAGAGCAUGGGGGGCACUGUACUUCAGCUCCAACUACUCACACAGCCUCAAGGAGAGGCUAGAGGAAGCACGCUAUGCUUCAGAGCUCAUUGUCAAUGACAGUAACGUGAUUGUACAGAUGGAUAUGUCCAAUCAACACAUUGGGCAUCUUCUGAACCGAGAUCUAUUGAUGUCAUUUGUGGAUUUUGCAAAAAAAUUUUUGGGAGCCUGUGGCAUCAACCCCAAAUCAGCAAAUAUUCCUAUUAGGUUUGAAGAACCAGUGUAUGGUGACCAAAUACCGGACUUUACCAAUUUUGCUGCUCCAGGAGUUAUUUUGACCAUCAUUUUCUUCCUGUCUCUUGCACUGACAGCUGGCUCAAUGAUAAUGGAGAGGAAGGAGGGAUUGCAAGAAAGGUGCUUGGUUUUGGGUGUCACUCCACCUGAGAUCCUCUUCUCACAUGUGGUAACGCAGUUCGUUGUGAUGGCACUACAGACCUUGAUGGUGCUCGUCUUCUCCUUUGCCGUGUUCGAUAUUCUGUGUGCUGGAUCUCUCUUGUGGGUUAUCAUUCUUACAAUGCUCAGUGGGCUCUGUGGUAUGUGCUUUGGAUUUGUUGUGUCCAGCUUAUGUGACACAGAGCUAACCGCCACCUACUUUGCAAUGGGAAGCUUUCUGCCUGUUCUUAUGCUGUGUGGCAUCUGCUGGCCAGUGGAGGGGAUGCAUUACACACUCAAGUACGUCAGUUUUGUCUUGCCUCUCACCUUCUCAACAGAAUCGCUGCGUGCCAUCUUAGCCCGAGGAUGGGACAUCUCACAACCAGUAGUGUACCACGGUUUUGUAGCAACAGGCGUCUGGAUUGUGGUAUUCUUGGCAAGCAGUCUCAUGGUGCUCAAAUUCAGAAAAGGUUAAAACAAAGUGACUAGAAGUACUGUGGACCAAUCCUAUUUGCAAGGUAGAAACACUGUCAAUAUGUGUAGAAAAGGGAAAAAAUUGGAUGUGGCAAGAAAGGAAACGUGAUUGCAGAUGGAAAUUUAUGUACUACAGGAAUUGCCAGAGAAAUUCUGAGAUAAAAAAUGAUGAGAUAUUGGA
Messenger RNA from Cryptotermes secundus, 2812 nucleotides. It is a transcript of the gene osy, whose product is annotated as ABC transporter G family member 23. Gene Ontology annotation, cellular component: membrane. Lineage: Eukaryota; Metazoa; Arthropoda; Insecta; Blattodea; Kalotermitidae. The transcript has 17 exons. Gene Ontology annotation, molecular function: ABC-type transporter activity; ATP binding; ATP hydrolysis activity. The record is from RefSeq and is a predicted model, not a curated record. Bases 380 to 2632 code for a protein of 750 amino acids.